Messenger RNA from Spinacia oleracea (spinach), 829 nucleotides. RefSeq lists its product as uncharacterized. Lineage: Eukaryota; Viridiplantae; Streptophyta; Magnoliopsida; Caryophyllales; Amaranthaceae. The transcript is spliced from 3 exons. The record is from RefSeq and is a predicted model, not a curated record. Bases 251 to 829 code for a protein of 192 amino acids.
AACCAGACGAUGCAAAAGUCCUGUCUGAUUUGUCUGUUUGUCUUUCUUAUGGUGUGAAAGAUGUUAAUGCGGUUCAAUCUUUGAAAGAUUGUAAUAUGGUAUGAUUUAUAUUUUCUUUAUAUAACUAUAUUAUUUUAUUUUAUUUUUGUCUCCUUUUUGUAGUUGUAAUCUGUUAUUUUUCUUUUUUAUAUAGAUUUUUGCUCCUGUUCUGAUUGAAGAUCCGAAGCAUUACUACCUGUUUGUGGUUAGUAUGAAAGACAAAAGUGUCUAUUUCAUUGAUAAUAUGGUUCUUGAACCCAAAGAGAUUGAAGGAAGGAAGAAAUCUUUUUCUGUCUUGUGUUCUCCAUUGGAAAAACUAUUGAAAGAUAUGGAUAACAUUCAUCAUGAAGAUAUUAGAAGCUUCACAUUUAUCCCAGUUGGUGGUAAUUGGAAGCGAGGUGCUUUUGACAAAGACUGUUGUGUCUAUUUGAUGAUGUUUAUGAUGGUCUUUCAUGGUGUUGAAACUAUACAAGAUGGUGUUGGGAUUUUUGACUUUGAUCCCUUGGCAGAUGAAGAUUUCAGGAAGUUUCUCAGAGCUUGUUUGUGUAGCACCAUUAUGUUGUCAAAUUUGAAUGUUUACAGGGAUGAAUUUCUAAAACAAAUGGUUGCAUUUAGGGGAAACAGGAAACAAAAUGUUUUGGAUGCCUUAAUUAAACAAAGGGAAGAGUUGACGCAGAAAUACAUGAAUGACCCUUCAAAAAUUGAAAUUGUUGCAAAAAAUAGUUCAACAAGGAAAUCCAAAUAUGUUGAAACAGAAGAUGAAGCUGAGACAGAUGUCAAUGUUGAAUAG